CGCUGUCGCUGUCAGAGAUCGAAUCUCCGGAGAUCCAUGGAGAAGAGCGGAACUGCCGUCACGGUUGUGGUUCACGAACGCGGACACGGCUUCGAUGGCGGUGACGGAAAAGCCGACCACUCGACGAUCAUCGACAAGUAUGUGAUCCGCGGUGUGAUUGGAAGAGGGGGGGGGGGCAGAACCUACCGCGCCGAGGCGGGCAAUGGGGAUGAGGUGAUCCUAAAGGUCUUCUCUUUGAAGGGCUACUCGCCCCGCGAGGAGCGGCGGAUGCUCAAGGCGGUGUCUCGGGUCAUGCGAUCGUUCAAUCACGUCGGGAUCCCGCGGCUCAUCGACUGCCUCGUAGUAUCGCCCGAUACGGUUGGGGGCGAAGCGGCCACGACCGGUCCCAGAGAGUCGACAGACUCGCUGACUGAAGAGGGGAACGACCGGUCGUUGUGUGUGGUGCAGAAGGCUCCUUGCGGUCGUUCCUUGGAGGAGGUCGUCCUCAGCGGCUUCCCUCUCACGGAAGAGGAGGUGGUAGAGAUAGCCGUGGAGGUCUUGCACAUCCUUGUCUAUCUGGAGGAGAGGCUGCCGGCUGUAGUCCACACACUUCGUGAUCUGCAGAACUUAGAGAACCGCAUCGGUGUUCAUCGGGACAUCAAUCCGGGGGAUAUAAUAGUGGACGUGGAGAGAGCGCGGUACAACCGAUCAUGGAAGGGCCACGUGAAGUUGGUCGGCUUUGGGGCUCCAGAUGAUCCCGCAGCUAUGGCUUCGUGCCAGUAUAAGGCGCCUGAGCAGCUGGGCGAGCGACCUUCUACCCAGUCAGAUCUGUACUCUCUUGGGCUAACGAUCUUGUACGUACUGUGCGGGCGGGAGCCGGGGGAGCUUCCGCGCAAGCUGAUGUACGUCCAGUUCCGCCACCAGGUGCAGUGCAGCGAGUACCUGGUCGACGUUCUGGACCAGAUGCUGGAACCGGGACUGGCGUUCAGGUUCCAGUUCGCGAGUGAAGUGGUUGCUCUGCUGUGCUCUCCACGGUCGCCCACCUCUGCGACCUCGCGAUCUGGUACAGACCUACCGUUUCUCCGGACGGCGACCAGAGCCGACCGCCCGGACGACCGUCGACACCCCGCCGGCCCGCCAGACUUCCUCUCGGCGUCCGAACGACCCGCCUGCAGCAUGUUCCACUGCGCACGCCGACCGGUCCUCCACCCCAAACCCGCUGGAACUAUGGUGUCCGUCUGCUCCGACUCCUCUUCCCGUUCCUCGUCUUCUUCCACCGCCCCAGGUCUCGAUCUGAAGGUGGAGAUCCCGCCUCCGGGCUGGCAUAGAUCGCUCCUGGUCUGGACCUUCUUCUUGCCGUUCAUAGCCGGACUCCUGUGCCCAUGGCAGCUCAUCAUGUCCCCCUUUCCUCACGAAACGCUGGUCGUGUCUAUCGUCUACUACCUGCCGGCUUGCGCUGUGUCCCUCUGGCUCCUCCGAGCAGCGCUCAAGUCCACAACAGAGAGGGUCAGCCUCAAGAUCGACGGAGAGGGGGAGUACACAAUCAAGUGGUCGAGGGGGGGGGUGCUGACCAAAUGUUUGUCCCUGGGGAAGGAGAGAGUGAAGGGAAGGGUGGAGAAUGUUCUGGAGGUCCGAGUACAGAUGGUCCUCAGACACCCCGCUGGACCCUCCGUAGGGGACUGCCUACUGAUCGAGCCCAGGCAGACCCAUGGAUUUGGAACAUGGCUCGACAACGCUGAGAAGCUAUGGCUCGCAGAUGAGAUAAACGCGUUCAUAUAUAGGUACAAGCAUCUCAAGCUAGAAGGGGAUAGAGUGGGAGUUGAGGGAGGGGGAGUCGGAGGGGAAAGUGGGGAAGGGGGAGACCAUAUUAACGAUCUUGUGGGUAUUGUGGUGGCAGCGUUGUGUCCUGUCUUUGGAUCAGGUACGGGUAGAAGGGGAAGAGAGGGUUGAACAAUUCAGAACGCACUUCCAACUAGAGGUCUCGCACAGGUGGAAGUCUACCACGCAAUCGCUCGACAACCUCCAUAGCGCCAAAGAUGUC
Chara braunii is the source of this 2020-nucleotide messenger RNA. NCBI's taxonomy places the organism in Eukaryota, Viridiplantae, Streptophyta, Charophyceae, Charales, Characeae. The record is from the annotation of a GenBank genome assembly.